Messenger RNA from Lates calcarifer (barramundi perch), 2701 nucleotides. RefSeq names its product high mobility group AT-hook 1a (gene hmga1a). Bases 197 to 493 code for a protein of 98 amino acids. The record is from RefSeq and is a predicted model, not a curated record. The transcript is spliced from 5 exons. Gene Ontology annotation, cellular component: nucleus; chromatin. Gene Ontology annotation, biological process: regulation of DNA-templated transcription. Gene Ontology annotation, molecular function: transcription coregulator activity; DNA binding. NCBI's taxonomy places the organism in Eukaryota, Metazoa, Chordata, Actinopteri, Centropomidae.
CUGUUGGUGGCCCAUUUAUCAUAUCUCCGCCCUCCAGUGUUUCAGUCCCAUGAGGGCGGCUCUUUAAAUUGCCCCAAAACUCCUCCUGGCUGGCGCCUUUUUCCCUUUAUCUGUAGGAGACAAGACGCACGUGCUAUUUAUAGGACGCCGUUGGAAUAAACCUCCUCAACCUGCUGGUCUGAAAAGCUAAGCAAACAUGAGCGACAAGGGGACAGUCUCACCGAAAGAGAAGGAGGCAACAGAGAAGAGGGGGCGUGGAAGACCCCGCAAGCAGCCCCAGGUAAAGACCUCUGACGAGCCAAGUGGGUCCCCUACUCCAAAGAGGCCCAGAGGACGGCCGAAGGGCAGCAAAAACAAGACAACCGGCAAGGGCAAAAAGGCAACAGCACCCCCAUCCACAGGGGGAAAACGCAGGGGAAGACCUAAGAAGGAGGAGAAGGAGGAAAAGGCGUCCCAGGAAUCAUCCGAGGAGGAAGAGGAAGAGGACCAGUAAUUCACAACGCAUGCUACCUCACUCAACAUACUGACUUACUGUUAACCAGAACUGGGCUGUAUCUCCAACACCAGUGCCACCACAUGACCACUGUUCACGACAAAGCCCUCUUUGCCAAAAGGAGGGCUAACACAGUACAUAUAUCAUGCAACAGCACUGGAUAGAACGAUGGACCUUGCUCAAGCAUAGAUCUAAGAAUUACAUGAAAGGUAACAGCCCUUUUCUCUACAUGUCAUGAUAUCACAAGUCUUUUAUACUGGACAAAGGUGUGCUCUAAGGAGCCUGGACGUUUUCCGUUUUUCCCCUAAAGAUGGUUUGUAGGACGUUUUCUCUGCUUAAUGUUACUUAUUUGUUGUUACCCGCAUCUGAGAUGGUAGGGCAUAUAGAUUCUUCUCCAUGUUUUGUACUGGACAAAGGUGAAUUUUACCUAUACUUGCUGUUUGUUUGUCCCCCCACCCCCACCCUCCAUCUUGUUUGUUUUUGUUUGUUUGUGCGUUCGUGUGAAGUGGUUAACCUAUCCUUUGCAUCGUAUUAUAGAUGGAGUUGAGCUUCAGCGUUUAGGAUGAGAAUAGGUAACUGAUGGUAGAAGCGUCUUUUUGUUUUUGUUUUGUUUUUCCCCUGCCUGUGUCUAACUGAUUUCGCCUCGUCUCACCAGUAGAGCAGAAUCAUCUUUACCACGCCUCCUCCUCCUCCUCCUCCUACUCCUACUGUAGGAACGUUUAGAUUUAGUUAUGCUUCUCAAACUUCCUUCUCAGUCCUCAGCGUGUAGUGGGGAGAUGUAAAGUUUAUCGUUAGUAAUCAGAAUAGUCUGAUCAGACUUACUGUUUUGUUCCUUCGGGUUACAUACCAUUUUCAAAAAGAAAAAAACAUGAGUGUGCUGCUUUUCAUGUUAUAAUAAAACUCAAAUCUUUUUGGUAUAAUGUGUGUUUUUAAGGAUAGGGUUGGCAGAGUUCUAGGCUGAGAGCAUCAGUGUCGUUUCUUCAGGGAGCUUUUACAAAUGCUGUUACAUUGGCGUCUUUGUCUUCACAUGGUCCUCAGUUUUCAAGCGCUCACUCAAUCACUUGUAAAGGCAAACUGCAAUUGGUCAAACAAGGAGUUUGAUUGUAAUAGAGGAUAGUUGGUGGCACGGCUAUCCAACAGGGCUGUACGUUUUUUUUUUUUUUCUUUUUUUUUUUUUUUUUUUUUCUCCCCAUUCCAUCUAGCUCUCACCGCUUCACCUAGCUCGGUCCUUCUGUCAUCACUUAGUACAGUAAUAUACUUUUUCUUAGUCUUUUUUGAAGAUGUGUGUUGUAUGACGUCUGCUACAGGAAAAAAGAUGUUUGUGUGUAUUUCUAAGUGUCAGGGAACCCGCGGUCACAGUCCACUUAACUGGGUUUUUCCACACACCUAAGCUGCUACAACCUCAGUUACGAAACCCGGAAAACUGCAAACAGGCGAUACAAGGCCUGGAAUUUCAUACCUCACUCAACAGCUUACUUUACCAUAUAAUUGCAUUUAACUGGUUUUCUGUUGUUUUAAAUGUAACCUCUGGCAUGAGAUGGAAAGAUGUCGUUAUUACAAAGUUUGUGUAGUUUUUUUUUUUUUUUUUAACCUGACUGUAAUAAGGUAUCUAAGAUGUCAAGUGUGUGCAUACACGCAACACGUCUUGGCUCGUUCAUAACCGGAGCUUGCAGACAGGUUGUUUUAAAUGUGUGAAGCAAGUCAGGGAGACCUGUCAGCUUGACAACUGUGUUCGCUGACUGUGGUAGAUUAGCAGGUGUGUUUUUAUCCUUUUAAAAAAUUUUUCUUCUGGUGCACUGAAAUGUUGGUUCAGAUUUUCAUGGACAAAUGUUUGUGUGUUUGUGAUAGACUGGGCGCUCUUUCCACUCAACUGUUCUGUUGGCCACCGUGUGUUGGUCACCGUGUGUUUGGCACUACCACACACAGCCACCCUCGCCAUACUCAAUACAACAGGUCUCAAUACAAUGGUCAUUUCAUGUCUCUCUCUUUUUUUUUUUUUUUUCCAGCGUCCUCCAACUACUCUUGACAAUAUCAGUGUCAUUCUACAUACCAACAUCUUGCAUCCGUUCAUUUAUAUACUGUAAACUCAAUAGGAUGGGAUCAUUCUUUUUAAUGUACACCGUAUAUAAAUGUACAAUGUCUAUAUUUCUAUGGUGCCCUACAACAAUUUGUAUCAGAAAUGGUCAAUAAAGAGAAUUUUCUUUGUCA